AGAAGAUAUCAGCAGUGUCCAGCUGUGUGUCCAUUAGAAGUGAAAACCACCUGUCAUCGUCUGUUAAACAAUAUAAACACAGGUUAACAAAGCAGGAAAGAAUGGACUUAAGCAGUGCUGUGUCCAUAAAUGAGUAUGAUUCCCAGGAAUCUGCAUACACACAGUGCAAAAUUCAACUCCAAAUGAAAUUGACGAAAAAAUGUAAGUUUUUACAUGAAGGAACAGAACAGCAAGGAAGUCCAACACUCCUAAAUGAGAUCUAUACUGAGCUCUACAUCACAGAUGCUAAAGAAAUAACUGAAGAAUGUGAGAUCAGACAGAUUGAAAUGGCAGCUUUAAAAUUAGUGACAGAGGAUAGGUCAAUCAACUGCAAUGACAUUUUCACCCUUUUACCUGGACAAAACCAGCCCAUCAGAACUGUGCUGACUAAAGGAUUCGCUGGGAUUGGAAAAACAGUCUCCGUGCAGAAGUUUAUUUUGGACUGGGCUGAAGGGAAAGCAAAUCAGGACGUCCACUUCAUAUUUCCACUUCCUUUCAGAGAGCUGAAUUUGAUAAAUGACAAAAAGCUCAGUCUUUUAGAUCUUCUCCAAGUUUUUUUCCCUGAAACAAAGGAAAUUGACAUUUUCAGUGAUAAAUAUAAAGUGUUGUUUAUCUUUGAUGGUCUAGACGAAUGCCGUUUUCUCUUAGAUUUUCCCAGCAAUGAGAAUCUACAGGAUGUAAACAAAGAGACAUCAGUAGACGUGCUGCUGACAAACCUCAUUGUGGGGAAUCUGCUUCCCUCUGCUCUCAUCUGGAUCACCUCCAGACCAGCAGCAACUGAUCUCAUCCCCUCUGAUUGUGUCCAUCGAGUGACAGUGGUACGAGGCUUCAAUGACCCUCAGAAAUUGCAAUACUUCAGAAAGAGAAUCAGUGAUCAGAUCCUGGCUGAGAAAAUCAUCUCACACCUGAAGUCAUCGAGGAGCCUCUACAUCAUGUGUCACAUCCCAGUGUUCUGCUGGAUCUCAUCCACAGUUCUAGAGAAGAUGUUGAGUCAAGCAGAGAGUGGAGAGAUUCCCAAGACUCUCACUCAAAUGUUCACACACUUUCUGAUCAUUCAGAUCAGAAUCAAACAUGAAAAGCACUAUGAGAAAUACCUGAAAGAUGAAGACAUGAUCCUCAAACUGGCAAAACUGGCUUAUCAGCAGCUUGUGAAAUGCAGUGCUAUCUUCUAUGAAGAAGAUCUGAGAGAAUGUGGCAUCGAUGUGACAGAAGCAUCAGUGUACUCGGGGUUGUGCACUCAGAUCUUCAGAGAGGAGUUUGGGUUGGAUUCAGGGAAAAUCUACUGCUUUGUUCACCUCAGCAUUCAGGAACAUCUGGCUGCUAUGUAUGUGCAUCACACCUUCACAACACAGAACUGUAAUGUGUUACACCAAAUUACUGAACCAUCUCAAGAAGGAACAUAUACACAGAUUCCAAUAUUUGACCUGCAUCAGAAAGCUGUUGAUCAGACCUUACAAAAUAAAAAUAGACACCUGGGCCUAUUUCUUCGCUUUCUUCUGGGCUUCUCGCUUUAUUGCAAUCAGACUCUUUUAAAAGUCCUUCUGUCACAGACAGAACCCACAAGCCACAAUUUAGAGAAAACAGUCGAAUACAUCAAGAAGAAGAUAGAGGAAAAUCCCGACCCAGAUAAAUUCAUCAGUCUGUUCCACUGCCUUAAUGAUCUGGGUGACAGUUCACUAGUGGAACAAAUUCAGCGUUAUCUCAAUCGAAGAGCUCUUACCACAGCCAAAUUAACCACUUUACAGUGGUCAGCUGUCGUGUUUGUUCUUCUGACUUCAGAGAACUUGGAUGUCUUUGAAUUGAAGGCAUUUGCCUGGAAAACCAACUGUGCACGAAUGGUGCGAGUUCUUCGGCAUCUUGUGCCUGUGGUUAAAGCAUCCAAAUCAGUUCGACUUGCUCAUUGUGGAUUGACACCAAAGUGCUGCCAUCCUCUGGCCGAAGCUCUUGCCUCUGAGUCUUCAUGUCUAAUGGAAAUGAAACUGAAUGGAAAUGAAUUAAAAGAUGCAGGAGUGAAGAUGCUCUCUGAAGGACUGGGAAAUUUGAAUUGCAAACUACAGAAUCUCGGGUUAAAUGAUUGUGGUGUCACAGGUGAAGGCUGUGUUGCUCUGGCUUCAGCUAUCAUAUCAAACCCCUUACACCUGAGAGAACUGGAUCUGUCAUUUAAUGAACUAGGAGAUAUAGGAGUACAGUGUCUGUCUGAUGGACUAAAGAAUCCUCUAUGUAAAUUAGAGAAACUGAAGCUGAGGAAAUGUCAUGUAACAGGGGAAGGUUGUGCUGCUCUGGAUUCAGCUCUGGCAUCAAACCCCUCACACCUGAGAGAGCUGGAUCUGACUAAAAAUAAUGUAAGAGAUGUGGGAGUGAAUUGGCUGUCUGUCACUCUUAUGAAUCCUAAAUGUCAACUGAAAAUUCUGAGGCUUAUGGAGUGUGGUGUCACAGAUGAAAGUUGUGCUGCUCUGGCUUCAGCUCUGAGAUCAAACCCCUCUCACCUGAAAGUACUGGAUCUGUCUGGGAAUAAACUGGGAGACUCUGGAAUUAAGCUUCUUUCGAAAGGACCAAAGUAUCCUGCUAUUGGCCUUGAACAAUUGUGGCUGACUGGUUGUGGUAUCACUCACAAAGGUUGUGGUGCUCUGACUUUGGCUCUGACAUCAAACCUCUCGGAGCUGAAAGAGCUAAAUCUGUCUAACAAUCUCAUAGGAGACUCAGGGCUGAAGCUGUUUUCUGAAGUACUGCAGAGUCAUCACUGUAAACUGCAGACACUCGGGUUGAAUGAUUGUGGUAUCACUGAUGAAGGUUGCGAGGCUCUGAUUUCUGCUCUGACAUUAAACCUCUCAAACUUGAGUAAGCUGCAUCUGUCUGGGAAUAAAAUUGAAAAGUCAACAGAGGAUCGCCUCUUAGCUCUCAGGGGACAUCCAGAUAAUAAGCUGAAAAAAGUCAAUCUAUCCAAUUGCAGAUCUGAAUCUUACUCAGAGUAUUGAGACAUCAGGAGCAACAAUGAUCCUGCUGCACAAUUAAACAUGAAUUACUACUCAUAUUUGACAGGCUGACACAAGAUCCACCUCGCCCUUGUGAAUAAGCACUGAACUUUUCAGCAUUCAUUCUUUUACUUUGAACAAUCUAUUAUUGGGUGAUUUUUUUUUUUUUUUUACAUCUCUAGUAACACAUUUGAAACAUGAAAUAUUAAAGUACAAAAAAUGCUAUAGUAUUUUCCU
Messenger RNA from Carassius auratus (goldfish), 3248 nucleotides. RefSeq names its product NACHT, LRR and PYD domains-containing protein 12-like. Gene Ontology annotation, molecular function: protein binding. The record is from RefSeq and is a predicted model, not a curated record. The transcript has 10 exons. Lineage: Eukaryota; Metazoa; Chordata; Actinopteri; Cypriniformes; Cyprinidae. Bases 102 to 3014 code for a protein of 970 amino acids.